Chenopodium quinoa (quinoa) is the source of this 799-nucleotide messenger RNA. Its product is annotated as mediator of RNA polymerase II transcription subunit 15-like. The record is from RefSeq and is a predicted model, not a curated record. Lineage: Eukaryota; Viridiplantae; Streptophyta; Magnoliopsida; Caryophyllales; Amaranthaceae. Bases 256 to 522 code for a protein of 88 amino acids. The transcript is spliced from 2 exons.
UGAUAGAAUCUUCAAUAUGUUAUCAUUAGGCAAGAUAUAUUUGAUAUAUUUGCUAGAUAUUAUAUAAUCUUAUCUUAGGAAAGGAUAUUAUUUAGUUUCCUAGUUUGAUAUAGAUUGUUCCUUGGGGCUCAAGGUCCUCUUGUAUAAAUAUGAUUGAUCUAUGAAUGAUAAAGGCAAGCUAUUGAAUCAUAAUAUUGUCAUGGUAUCGGAGCCAGGAGGUUCUUCAUAAAUUUAUUUUUUUAACCACCGUAUACAAUGCCGCCCGGCGAUGACAAUCCACCGCCACCACCACCUAAAAUUGAACCGAACUCCCCGUAUUAUCUAGGACCCCAAGAUCGUCCUGGUGACUUCAUAACUCCACCAGCUGCUGCGCCAUCAUCCACCACUGCCUCGGCCUCUUCUCCGCUUCCGCAACUCACUCCCAAGCAGUGGCACGCCGUCAUGGCUGUUAUGGGUAACGCGCCACCUCCUUCUCACCGCUUGAAUGGACCAACGCACGAGGGAGGUGAUUGGAACGGGUGAUCUCAAGGAUGGACUAUAUUAUCUUUGGGAAGAAGCUUCUAUUGCGGCUAUUUCGGUUGAAGACACCUUGAAACUGUGGCACAAACGGUUGGGUCACCCUUCUGAAAAAGUUGUAAAAUUACUUCCUUUUCUUAGUAAUUCUAGUGCUCAUUUAAAUAAAGAUUGUGAAGUGUGUCAUCGUUCUAAACACACUAGAGACAAAUUUCCUAUGAGUGAUAAUAAAGCUUCCCGUAAUUUUGAAAUAGUGCAUUGUGAUUUAUGGGGCCCUUAUACCGAA